Messenger RNA from Candidula unifasciata, 372 nucleotides. Lineage: Eukaryota; Metazoa; Mollusca; Gastropoda; Stylommatophora; Geomitridae. The record is from the annotation of a GenBank genome assembly.
AUGGCUCCCCCCAGAAGACAACGUGAGAAGAAAAAAGCAGUAACCAAUGAGGUCAUUACCAAAGAGUGUACAAUUCACAUGCAUAAAAGGGUCUUUGGCAUUGGCUUCAAAAAGAGGGCUGCACGUGCCAUCAAAGAAAUACGCAAGUUUGCAGAAAAAAUGAUGGGCACCCCUGAUGUGCGUAUUGAUAUUCGCCUCAACAAACAUCUUUGGUCUCAAGGUAUAAGACACGUACCACACAGAAUUAGAGUUUGCCUAGCUCGUAAACGAAAUGAAGACGAAGACUCUACACAUAGAUUGUACACACUGGUUACACAUAUACCAUGUGCGGACUUUAAAGGAAAACAGACCAUCAAUGUUGAUAAUGAAUAA